Molecule: messenger RNA, 465 nt
Organism: Aspergillus welwitschiae
Lineage: Eukaryota; Fungi; Ascomycota; Eurotiomycetes; Eurotiales; Aspergillaceae
Exons: 2
Coding region: 1-465 (154 amino acids)
Source: RefSeq, a predicted model, not a curated record
AUGCCCCGGGAUGGUGCCAUGGCCGCUCUAGCCAGGCUGAGAGUUCAAUUGAAGGCUUCCGAAACAUCGUCAGUUAUGUGUUGCUCUACAGCCCAGCAUGAGAGGCAUAGUACGACGUCAGUGAACGCCAAUGCGUCAUCAUCGGCUACCAACUUUCAUCCGCCCACCAUCACAGUGCCGAUGGAAAGCAGGCCAUGGAGAAAUACCAGCCGUCCUUUCUUCCGCAAUAGUACUGCUGCCACCUCUUCAGCACACAUUGCACUCUGGGCUUCCAUGACCAGUCCAGGAAGCAUCGGCGCUUUGCCGAGUGCAAAGACGACCCAACCUCGCCCCGUAGCGCCCACACUGGCUCAAACUCCGUCAGCCAAUCCGACUGUUCUCACGGGUACAGGAACACAGGCCCGUGGUAGUCUCUCAUUUCUCUUGGCUGCUGUUGUUUUCCUCUCCUUUCUCUGGUUUCUGUAA